UCAAGAUUCUGAACAGGAAGUUCCUCCGAGGCUCCGACUCUGCGCCUGAGGGAUCAGAUCAGCGAGGGAGGGUAAGAGGAGCAAAAUGAGUGCAGUAGGGUUUCAGCAACUGCAUAACGUCUUCGUUUAUGGAAGUCUCAUGGCGGAGGACGUUGUUCGGGUUCUCUUAAAGCGCGUUCCUCAGUCCUCUCUGGCUAUCCCUGGUCCGUCUCUCUCUGUUUGUGUUCUGGAUAACAUAAUGGCAUUCAAUGCUUCUCUUGGGGCCACUGAAGUCGACGACAGUGAAAUUUUGGUCCUCUUGGGCGUUUCAGAUCCUGAGUUGUAUAUCUUGGACGAAUUUGAGGAUGUUGAAUAUGAAAAGAGCACUGUUGAGGUUUCUUUGAACGAGGGUACAGAAGUUACAAACACGUACUUAUAUUUGGAGCAAUAAAAAUGAUCCAACUUGCAUGGAGAUUUGGGAUUUUGAGGUAACUUAACUUGGUAACCACUUCUAUUGAUCUCUUCAACUUUAUUAAGAGCUGCUACACCCUUUGGUUUGGGCCUUUGGGGUGGGGAAAAGAGGCUGAGCCCAAGUUCCCCAUCCCACACAACCUCCAGCAACUUCUUCUUUUCUUCAUUUCAUCUUCUUUGAAGUUUUGAAACUAGCUUUGCGUUAAACAUGAGAUGAAUUGUGCAUCAGCAAGGUUUGACACAUUUUGCUUUGGUUGGUUUUUCUUACACUUUCUCCUUUGAAUGCGUAGCCAAAGGAAUGGAAAUCAGUGCACAUGGACGAUUUUAUCAAGAUGACCAAUGUUUUGUGGAAGAGCUGGAGCUGCCUGAUUCAUAGCCAAGAGUGGCUGUGUGCAAAUCCUUGUAUUGGGAAGAUUGUCGCCAUGAUUCCCCCAUCUCGUAGAUGUUUUCUGUGACUAUUUUGUAGCGCUGUAUGCUCUGGUCGAGGACUCGUGGUGUAAGUGCUGUGAUUGCAGGUCUUAAACAAAAGAUGCCAUACAUUGCCAUGUUUUUUCAUGAUAUGAUAAUUGCAGUCGAAAUAGAAAAUUUUAAAAGCACAAA
Messenger RNA from Tripterygium wilfordii, 1050 nucleotides. RefSeq names its product AIG2-like protein D. Bases 86 to 430 code for a protein of 114 amino acids. The record is from RefSeq and is a predicted model, not a curated record. NCBI's taxonomy places the organism in Eukaryota, Viridiplantae, Streptophyta, Magnoliopsida, Celastrales, Celastraceae. The transcript is spliced from 4 exons.